UCGGGGACCGAGCUGUAUACCUCUGCUCAAUGUGGCUUGCUGUGGCCUCAACUGAGCGGCGUUUUGCUUCCAUGCGGGACAGUGGUCGGCGAGAAGACAAGGCCUAGGACUUGGUACACCGUUGCUGUUAGGAGACUGUCGGGAAAUAUAAGGAUGUUCCAAACACCUUGUCUUUCGUUCCUUACCAGCUCACAGUCGCUUGCUUUACCUUGUCUUUAUAAUUUAUUGUUCAUAAUCUUCUCGGUCAUUACUUACCUCAGCUGCCAUGAUGGUCGCUACUAAAUCCCUGGCAUUGCCACUCAUCGCUCUAUGUUCGAUAGCAUCAUCGACACCAUUGGAACCGCGUCAUGCCGCACCCGGCCUUAUCGAUGGCAUUCUCAAUGGCGUUCUCACGGGCAUUGAACAGCUCAUUGCGGAUGUCUUGUCUGGUAAAAAGUCACCUAUCGACAACACCAAAACGAACAAGCCCUUGACCUGCUCAUUGUUCAGCGUGGACAAAUGUUGCGUUUGGUACGAUGUCUCUGCCGAGCUUACCAACUUGUUUGUCGGGGCUGACAAACAAUGCAACGACAACGCUCGUGCCGCAGUCCGUAUGGGCUUCCACGAUGCUGGGUCUUGGGAUAAAAAUGCUCUCAACGGUGGUGCCGAUGGAUCGCUGCUCAUGGAAUUCGGCGAGCAAGACCGACCAGAGAACAACGGCCUUCAGAGUAUUCGCAAAGUACUCCAGGGCGUACAGUCCAAGUACAAGGUCGGGUACGCUGAUCUCGUUCAAUAUGCGCACAAUCACGCAACAAUCUCGUGUCCGAAGGGGCCCCGCGUACUUACAUUCGUUGGUCGCAAGGAUGCGACAAAGGCCGCGCCCAAAGGACUCCUACCUGACGUUCAUCAAGACGCCGACAAAUUGAUCGCCAUCUUCAAGGACAAAGGUUUCUCGCCCCACGAUCUCGCAGCACUCGUAGGCGCCCAUGCAACAGCCCGCCAACGAUUCGUGGACAUUCGCCCAGAGGUUGUUAACAAGCCCCUCGAUACGACCCCCGGUGUCUGGGACGUCGAGUUCUACAACGAUACUCUCAACAACCCCUCGGGCGGCAGUGCUGACCAGAAGGUCUUCGUACUCCCAAGUGACAAGGUGCUAUCGGUACAUCCCAAGAUCAACGAUGAGUGGAAGAAGUUUGUCGGUAACCAGAUCCAUUGGAACCUGGACUACGCGAAGGCUUACAUCAGGAUGAGUCUUCUGGGUGUGGAAAAGAAAGACUUGAUAAAGUUGGUGGACUGCACGAGGACACUGCCCGUUAGCAGGCCCUCGUUCCCUUAGUGUACAUGAUUUAGAAUACCCCUACGCGCAUCGCAAUUUAAUUCAAUAAUUACUAUGACAAGAUGUCUUCGUGUCGUAUGCGUGUUUGCCACGUGCGCGUGUAUGUGAAGUGUCGACUAGGUAAGACCUCGGGAGCCUUGGAGGGCCCCUUCAGGGACCGCACCUUGAGAGGAUCGCUGAAUAUGGAGUUGAAUAGCGGCAAUAACCUGGACUCAAAACCAUCGCAUGGGGAAAAUUUAGACGAUGCAUUUGGUGCGACCCCUUUCAGUUAUCACGCUUGGCAAAAACCUUAUUGUGUCG
Molecule: messenger RNA, 1615 nt
Organism: Alternaria rosae
Lineage: Eukaryota; Fungi; Ascomycota; Dothideomycetes; Pleosporales; Pleosporaceae
Product: ligninase LG6 precursor
Exons: 2
Coding region: 266-1315 (349 amino acids)
Biological process (GO): hydrogen peroxide catabolic process; response to reactive oxygen species; cellular response to oxidative stress
Molecular function (GO): heme binding; peroxidase activity
Source: RefSeq, a predicted model, not a curated record